CACUUGGAGCUCAACGAAAUCUUAGAAAUAAAAUUUUUGAACGUGACACAGCUUUCCCCCUGACCACUUACUUCGGUUAUAACAGUUAGGUAAUGAAGUGUAUGAAGAGAAUGAAGUGUAUGCUUUUUGCCAGGUUUGAUAGCUAGCCACUGAAGUUAGUUUAGCAGGAAGCUAAGCAGCAGAAGUAGUAUUAUCUAAACAAAUCUGAGCCGCUGAGUGUAUUUUGCUUGUGACGUUUGGGAAUGUGUUUAUUACUCUCAACAUUUAAACUGAUUAAGCUUGUAGGCUAACGUGUGGGUUAAAUUUUGGGAGUGGAAUAUGGCUGGUUCCGACAUGAACCCAAAGAAUGGCAUUCCCGUUUCCGGACAUACAAACUGGCUGUGCAAACCCUCCGAGACUCAGAUUGCUGGUAUACUCAUUACGAAGGAAACAGGGGACAACCACUCCAUCUUAAACGAUGUCGUUACGGGAAUUACUACCGAGAACUGCCAGGAUGAGACAGUGUUCCUUGAACAAGUUGACGAAACCUCACCGUGCAUCAUAAAGCUACACUGCACUCCAAAUUCUGGCAAUGUCAUCGUCAGUCUACUUAUCAUCAGUGAAGCUCGUACCAUAGAAGUGUAUUCUGGCUCUGGCGACUACUGCGGUACCUGUCGCGGGGAGAGGGAUCAUGGAUGGCACGCUGACAGUACUGUGGAGGAAAAGCUGUUCUACAGAUGUCAUUUGGUAUUGGAAUCCCCUGCCACAUCAUGCGAGGUUAAGCUGCUGUCUCUUGGUGGGCGCACCUGCGUGGGCGUGGCUCGGAUCGUUGUCGGACUGCGGUUACUGAAGGCCACACAGCGCUCCCACCCUGCCGGGCCUGGCAUUGACUUGCAACGGGUACAGACCAUGAUGGAGGAGAUGGGCACCACCCUCUCACCAGGGGCCAGAAGCCUGAUGGACAUGGUGCAAGUCCAACAGAGUAAAGCAGACGUCCUGGGUGGCUUUCUCCCUUUGCUCAUGGGUGGUGGGGCAUUGGCUGGAUUAGCCAAAGGAGCCAAAGUACCCACAGCCACAGAGCCCAAACACCCAUCCUCUGUGAACUCCACACCCUGUGAGGAAGCCGGGUCAGACGGGGCAAAAUCGCCCACGCUACAAUGCCCCCAGUCUGCUCCUCAGGCCCUGCCGUUCACCAUGAACCACAGCAAAGUCUCAGACAUGCUGUCAGCGCUCCUGAACGGUCAGCCUAGUCAGCAGAGUAAUCCCGAUCUGCUCCCCAUGCUGCAAAGUGUGUGUGGUCAAGUCACACAGCUCCGCUUGGACGCUUCCACCUCACCAGAAAGCCAGAGGAACGGACCAAAUGGGUCACGGGAGGAACAUGUGUGCUGUGAAGUUCUAGAGAAGGCUCUGGAGAGACGCUUGGAGGAAAUGGAACAGAGGUUAAAAGAGCACAUGGAUCAGCGUUUGAAUGCCUUGCAGCAGAAACUAGAGCUUGCUCUCCAAAUGGUCCUCACCCAAACACCAAACCCUACAUAAACACAAACUCAAGUAUGAUUAACAAGAGAACUCAUUACCCAAAUUCAGUGUGAGGACAGUAUUCAUGAAGUUCAGCAAAAUCUGCUAAUGUUCAUUAACAUUAGCUAACUGUAACAUGUUAAUGUUAACAUGUUAAACUCCCGUUACAUUUGAAGUAACUCAGUCUGUACUAAAUGUUUAUACUUUGCAAAAUGUUC
Molecule: messenger RNA, 1712 nt
Organism: Chanos chanos (milkfish)
Lineage: Eukaryota; Metazoa; Chordata; Actinopteri; Gonorynchiformes; Chanidae
Gene: c5h10orf88
Product: chromosome 5 C10orf88 homolog
Exons: 6
Coding region: 319-1515 (398 amino acids)
Source: RefSeq, a predicted model, not a curated record